UUUAUUUCACGGGAAAUGGUUCGGCGAGUUAACAGAAUAUGACACCCUCUUUAGAUUCUGCGGUUUAGGCGUGAUUUAUUUUAUUUUUGUGAGAUCUUAAACGGGAUUUGAAACAAAUAUCUGCAUACAUCUAAAUGCACUCGCUGGUUAGAGACCAUGACGAGGAAGGUUCCCACCUUGUUCACAGGGGAAAUUGAAGGAGAAAAGGCAAGCAACUGGCCAGAUGAAAAAUUUGUUUCUCCCACAGGGAUAGCGUGUUACAGAUGUUGACGGAAAAGGAUGCUGGUCUUCGCCAGGGCAAGAAUCAGUGGGACACAAAGACCCCGGGAGACUCGAGGCCAGGACUGCCACUUGUUACAGAGUAGACGGGGAAAAACAUGUGCACUGCAAGCUUUGCAAGAUAGCAGUGGAAAAGAGUAGCACCCCGGAACAUUCAUUUCAAGAACUUCACCAAAUAGGACAAAUAGAAAUUAUCUUCCAGUUAAAAGGAUGAAGUUCCUGUCCGGCUUUGUGACAUUUGAGAACCUCCAUGAGGUUCGGCGGUUGUGCCACUGGGGUCCGAUCAUAGCUCUGUCUGUCAUUGCCAUAUGCUCAACCAUGGCAAUCCUGGACUCCAUUAUCUGGUACUGGCCUCUGGACACAACAGGAGGCAGCAUUAACUUCCUCAUGCUCAUCAACUGGACCGUACUCAUCCUCUACAACUACUUCAACGCUAUGUUUGUUGGGCCAGGAUACAUUCCUAUUGGCUGGAAACCCGAGAACCAAGUCGAUAUGCAGUACCUACAGUACUGCAGAGUUUGCCAAGGUUACAAGGCCCCCAGAUCCCACCACUGUCGAAAGUGUAACAGAUGUGUCAUGAAGAUGGACCACCACUGCCCAUGGAUCAACAACUGCUGCGGCCACAUGAACCAUGCUUACUUCACUAGCUUCCUGCUGCUGGCUCCGCUGGGAUGCUCACACGCCGCCAUCAUCUUCAUUAUGACCAUGUAUACACAGCUGUAUGAGAGGAUAUCAUUUGGUUGGAGCACUGUAAAGAUUGACAUGAGUGCUGUGCGUCAGUUCCAGCCCCUCAUGCCCUUCAGUGUGCCCGCCUUUGCUGCCACACUCUUUGCCUUAGGUUUGGCAUUGGGCACCACAAUUGCCGUUGGGAUGCUUUUCUUCAUUCAAAUGAAAGUCAUCCUCCGUAAUAAAACCUCAAUCGAAUCCUGGAUUGAGGAAAAGGCCAAAGACAGAAUACAGCACUACCAAACAGGGGAAGAGUUUGUUUUCCCUUACGACCUCGGCGGCCGCUGGCUGAAUUUCAAACAAGUCUUUACAUGGUCAGGGACACCUAAGGGAGACGGCACAGUUUGGCCGGUUCAUCCCAAGUGUCACCAGCACACCUUAACUAUAGAGCAGCUGAAGCAGAAAGCUGAUAAAAGAGUUAGAAGUCAGGUCCAGUACCAGGUGGUGGAGGACUACAAUGGAGCCUGCUGCCCUCUCAGCAAGGGUAUACAAACCUUUUUUAGGACCCCCUGCACUGAGGAGCCCCGUAUCCCCCUGAAUAAGGGGGACAUCAUCCUGGCCACCCGUGGCACCAAAUGGUGGAUGUAUGGUGAUAAAGUUUUAAGUGAGGAGGAAAUGAAAGCCGGAGAUCGAGUGCGGGGAUGGUUUCCCAGAAGAUGCGUUGAAAAGUGCCAUUAUGACACAGCUGCCAAUGAUAGCACCAGCAAUAAGAAAGUCAAUUAGUACGUCCAGAGGCUUUAUGAGGUGUAGGGGAGCUAAGCUGAACAGAAUGUCCAUCUACUGAAGAUGUCUUGCCUCAGGCUGCAGGCUCUACUCAAGAAUUUCAUACUUUAAUUAAUAUGUCAAUCAUGUUGUUGGCAUAUAUCGGCUUCAUUUCAGAGGAUGCAUCAAAGUCUUAUAGAGAACUUGCUGUUAAGUGUCUAAAACAGACAGUUUGUGUGAGAGUUUGGUUUGUUUCUUGACUGUAAUGAAAACCCCGACAAGAGUCUUAAUUUCCAAGAAUUGCCAAAAGGCUUUUAUGUGACUUCAUUAUGAUUAUGUGAUAAUUCUUUUUUUCUUGAAUCUGUUAUUUUUACUUCUGUGUUGUUGUCUUUCUUUUUUUUUUUCUACUUAUGCAAUGCCUCUGCCCAGCGUACCCCAGGGCUUCAUAAUGCAACUCUUUCUACAAUAUGGAGAUAACAAUUCAUUACUUCUUAUUUUUGUAAAAGCCAAUUGUUUGCCUCAAAUUAUAAAUUGCAAAUUAAAAUAAAAAUCUUCCCCAAGGGUGUAUUAUU
Molecule: messenger RNA, 2279 nt
Organism: Fundulus heteroclitus (mummichog)
Lineage: Eukaryota; Metazoa; Chordata; Actinopteri; Cyprinodontiformes; Fundulidae
Gene: zdhhc6
Product: zinc finger DHHC-type palmitoyltransferase 6
Exons: 11
Coding region: 490-1728 (412 amino acids)
Biological process (GO): protein palmitoylation
Cellular component (GO): Golgi apparatus
Molecular function (GO): palmitoyltransferase activity; protein binding
Source: RefSeq, a predicted model, not a curated record